Messenger RNA from Bombyx mandarina (wild silkworm), 762 nucleotides. RefSeq names its product Osiris 11 (gene Osi11). NCBI's taxonomy places the organism in Eukaryota, Metazoa, Arthropoda, Insecta, Lepidoptera, Bombycidae. Gene Ontology annotation, cellular component: membrane. The record is from RefSeq and is a predicted model, not a curated record.
AUGCUGUGCCGCGGGUUCGUCCUCUGCCUCGCCGUAGCAGCCGUCACCGCUGACACCCUCACCAGCUUCAAGAUCCUAGAUAAAAUAAGUGGACAGUGCGGGAAAUACCCUUCAAAGGAUAUCCUCACUUGUUUUAAGUUCCAAGCUGCUAAGUUCGUAGAUCGAGCGGCCAGAUUGGAGUCUCUGCCGAUUGCCGAUGGCGUCACCUUAGUACGGAGACCGGAAGCGGAAAGAGCGUUUCCCUCUUCAUCGCCGGAAGGAGAUUUGAAUUCUUUAUCAUCUGACCAAGUGGACAAGUAUUUACAGGAUGCGACCUCGAAGUUGAUGCAGACGCAUCGGGUGGUCAUUGCCCCUCAGACCUUUGGAGAAGACGUUGGUAGAUCUAUCAAUGAAGCUAGAGGCAAGCUGAAGAAGAUGAUGGGGCCAAUUAUCGCUGGUCUUGCGAUCAAGGGAGGCUUCGUAGCGAUUGCUUUCCAAGCAAUAGCUCUUAUCGCUGGAAAGGCGCUGCUCAUAGGAAAAAUCGCUCUACUGCUGUCAGCUAUCAUCGGUUUGAAGAAGCUAGUCGCCGGAGGAGACACCCACGAGAAAACGACGUAUGAGAUCGUUAAACAUCCGCAGGUAUCUCAAAGUCAUACGUACUCUUCUUCCCAUUACGGCAGUGAUUUCGACAGCACCGGUCCAGGAGGACACUAUAGGAGGAGCGUGGAAGAUGAGGCAGCAGCCCAAGAUAGAGCGUAUAGAGCCUACGCUACGAAGCAAUAG